Molecule: messenger RNA, 2291 nt
Organism: Balaenoptera ricei (Rice's whale)
Lineage: Eukaryota; Metazoa; Chordata; Mammalia; Artiodactyla; Balaenopteridae
Gene: VSIG1
Product: V-set and immunoglobulin domain containing 1
Exons: 7
Coding region: 172-1299 (375 amino acids)
Biological process (GO): epithelial cell morphogenesis; maintenance of gastrointestinal epithelium
Cellular component (GO): plasma membrane
Source: RefSeq, a predicted model, not a curated record
UGCUCUGAGAAAGGUUUGUACCCAAUAAGUAAGCCCGAAGAGGCUUGUUUGCUUGGUGAUGCCAGCAGAUAAGCCUGGCAAACCUCGGUGUGACUGAAGAAGCCAGUUUGAGACUCAGCCUAGCCCAGGCGAGCUACUGGACCCUGGCUGUGCUCAGCGAACCUUGGCACGAUGGUGUUCACAUAUUGGAAGGCCUUUCUGAUCCUAAACUGCCUUGCAGGUCCAGUUAGUGGAGUGCAAGUGACCAUCCCAGACAAUUUUGUGAAUGUGACUGUUGGAUCUGAUGUCACUCUCAUCUGCACCUACACCACCACUGUGGCCUCACUGGACAAUCUUUCCAUCCAGUGGACAUUCUUCCAUAAGGAGUCACAGCCAGUUUCUAUUUACUAUUCUGAAGGUGGACGAGCUACAGCCAUCGGGCAAUUUAAAGAUCGCAUUGUAGGGUCCAAUGCUCCAGGUAACGCAUCCAUCACUAUUUCGCAUAUGCAACCAGCAGAUAGUGGCAUCUACGUCUGUGAUGUUAACAACCCCCCUGACUUUUUCGGCAAAAAUCAAGGCACCCUCAACGUCAGUGUGUUAGUCAAACCUUCCAAGCCCUUUUGCAGCAUCCAAGGAAUACCAGAACCUGGCCAUCCUAUAUCUCUUACUUGCCUCUCUGUGCUUGGAACACCUUCCCCGGUGUACUAUUGGUAUAAACUUGAAGGAAGAGACAUCGUCCCAGUGAAAGAAAGCUUCAACCCAGCCACCGGGAUUUUGUUUAUUGGAAAUCUGACCAAUUUUGUACAAGGUUAUUACCAGUGCACCGCUAUCAACAACCUUGGCAAUAGUUCCUGUGAAAUUGACCUAACUUCUUCACAUCCAGAAGUUGGAAUCAUCGUCGGGGCCUUGGUGGGUACCCUAGUAGGUGCUGCCAUUAUCUUCUCUGUGGUGUGCUUCGCAAGGAACAAGGCAAAGGCGAAGCGGAAGGAAAGGAAGAGAAAUUCUAAACCCACCACAGAACUCGAACUAAUGACAAAGAUAAACCAAAGUACAGAGUGUGAGACAAUACCAGAUGAAGAUAUCAUCCAAACAGAAGCAACUCUGCCACCUUCCAUCCAUGAGGCUGAGCCUAAUACCGCCCUGUGGCCAGAUCACAAGCCUAUCCCCAAGCCUGAGCCUGCCUUGCUGGAGCCGGCCUCAGGGCCUGAGCUUGCCCGGGCGCCUGAGCUUGAGAUCAAGCUGGAGCCACAGCAGGAACCGGAGCCCUCGAUUGUAGUUGAGCCCUCCUGUGACGAGGGAAAGGGGGUGAUUAAGACAUAGGCCGGUGGCCUGAGUACAGUCUUCAUCACUAAGGAACCCAUUACCGGCGUUUGGAAUUCAGUUGACCUAACUAACCCACCACCUCCCUCCAUUCUGACCAACCCUCUUCUAACAAGGUGCUCCUACCAUCAAUCCAAAACAGACAGGUCAAGAUAACUACUAAAUAAAUGCAAGGGUUCCUGCAUUACCAGUAUAGAGUACUUACAAUUUGACUAACAUGUAAACACAACUAAUGAAAUGACAAGUGAUUUUGAACUCAGUUGAAGGUGUUUUGCAACACCUGUGUCUUAUUUCAGACAAUCUUACUUCUCUAUUUCUAGCUACUCUUUGAGAUUCCACAUGCACACAUGACAAGGUGGCAUUAACUGGAUUCAAUAUUAUUUCUAGGAUUUGUUGUUGACAGAGCUUCCCUAUUCAUUUUCACAUUGACCGCUAAGAAAAGAAUUCACCAGCAUUAUCUCAUAGAUUGGAAAAAAAUUCCUUAAAAUUCCAGAGGGAAAUAAAGGGUACAUAUUAAUUGGUACAUAGCAUUUAAAACUAGGUCUUAAAAUUAAUGCUUCAUUUAUCAUAUUAGAUUUCCCAAAGAACCACCGGCUAUCCAAUAUCUGAGCACAGCAAAAUUUUAAAAUACCCCAAUUUUUAAAUGCAAAAUAACGUACAGGCAAACAAUUCCAAAUACACUUUUCCUUCAAUGAACACAAAAUAUUGAUAUUACAGGUGAUGUACAAUUUAGCUUUGAAUGAGCUAUUAUGUUGUCACACUGUCUGAUGCUAUCUACUUUGGAAGGGCCAGACUAGGAAACUGUUCUAAAUGAACACUUAAGAUCUAUUUUAGAUAAUCUGAACUAAUUAAUCUAUUUUACUGUUGGGAUAUUUCACAUUAAUAAAGAGAUAUCAUUCUUGUAUACAUGCUUAAUAUUAACUAAAAUGCAUUGAUAUCACUUCUUCUUCACCUGUUAUAAAGCUUUUCUAUUGAUCAUAUUUCACCCACAU